Messenger RNA from Melanotaenia boesemani (Boeseman's rainbowfish), 2741 nucleotides. RefSeq names its product methyltransferase like 25B (gene mettl25b). The record is from RefSeq and is a predicted model, not a curated record. Gene Ontology annotation, biological process: rRNA modification. The transcript is spliced from 8 exons. The coding region runs from base 355 to 2067 and encodes 570 amino acids. Gene Ontology annotation, molecular function: rRNA (adenine-N6,N6-)-dimethyltransferase activity. Lineage: Eukaryota; Metazoa; Chordata; Actinopteri; Atheriniformes; Melanotaeniidae.
GCUUACUCAUCACAAAAGUUGCCAUUUUGCAUUUAUUCGGUACAUAUAUUUCAAAGUAAUCUAACGUGGCCACUAAUAUCGUAAAAAAAUUACGGGGGGUAGUUGAAUGCAUCGACAUGAUAUAAAUAAAGUUACAGUUUACUACAGGAGCUAGGUACUGUUUAAGACCACCAGGACUUCGUCCACUUAAAGCACUCUACGUUUCGUUUAGCAGAAAACUGGUAACCGUCUCGGUAUUCUAGACACUAUUGUUUUUAAUUAGAACAAUAAGGCAGCUUGAACAAGCUAACGCAUGUUAGCAUUAGCUCCACAACAAGUCUCGUGUCAGUUCUGUUAGCAGUACAGGAUGUUGAGAUGUUUACACCAAGUUUCUCUGCAGAGCAACAGAGGGAGCUGGCGAAGAGAUUAGCGGCUUUUUUGUCUCAAUACAACCAUCUGACCGACUCCUAUAUUAUUGAGUUCUUCUCUGAAGAUCUUUGGCACACGUUACCCAGCACCUGGCUGCUGGUCUUACAGGACCUGACAUAUCCACAGAUUGCAGACCUAUUACUGGACACUUAUCAUGAAGACAGAAGAUAUCCUUCGGUGUGGCCGCUGUCUCUUUUGGCUUUCCGUGCUACAGCUCAUGCCCUGGCAUUUCCCAGAGAGUGCAGAGGCAAGGUAGCCGGCUUGUUGAAGCCUGAGGAGUUCCAGGAAAACCAGAGCCAGAGUUCUCUACUGGGACACAUAUUCAGGAAACACGUUAAACCCAAGAAACAGCAUGAGAUCCGAAAGCUUGGAAUGCUGGUGAAACAACUUUGUGACCAAACCGACUGCAGAAAAGUAGUGGAUGUGGGCUCUGGACAGGGUCAUCUUACUCGUUUCCUGUCUUUCGGGCUUGGACUGUCUGUGACUGCUAUUGAGGCCGACCACACGCUUGUUUCUAUGGCAUCCAGAUUUGAUGGACAGUUACUGUGGGCCUUGGAGAAAGAAAGGCAGAAAAAGAACUACUCCUCCUCUCAACUGGCUUUGUCUCAGCCCUUUCCCAGGCAUGUGGCCGGUUGGGUAAACCCCAGGGCAUCAUGGGAGGCUUUCAUCAAGCAGCUAAGAGCUGCAGAUCAUAUCACUAAAGGUCCCCCAACUCCAUCUGGACCCAGCAAGAAAAGACCACGGGACUUUGACCAUCAGGGGUGUUCUUGUAUUAUCCAGACUUCACCAUCUCAUAACUCCACAUGCCUUGAUGCUCACUCGCAGGAUGCAAACAAGAAUGAGGCUGAAGAGGAGUUAUCUGGGAAUUGUUGCUCAGACAUCCAGGCUGUUGAUCAGGAGUUUGUUAGCCAAGACAAAAACAGCUUGCAAAGCCGUCCAGACUUUGUCCUGACUGGUCUUCACGCCUGUGGCGACCUCAGUGCCACCCUCCUCCGACAUUUUGUCAACUGCCCACACGUUCGCGGCAUCACCUCUGUGGCGUGUUGCUAUAUGAAAAUAACAACCAAAGAAAAUCCCACCCCUCCAGGGUUGGUCAUACCUUCUGCCCCACUCAUACCAGAUACCGGAUCGUUUACCAAUGAGUUUGGGUACCCGAUGAGCUCCUGGGUGGCGGGGUUGCCGGGACAUCAGCUGUCUUAUAAGGCCCGAGAGGGGGCAUGUCAUGCUGUGGAGGACUACAUACGGAGGCUGAGGGAGGAAAGCGAGUUGCUCAGGACUCACUGUUACAGAGCUAUGCUGGAGACCUUCAUCAGGGAUACGAGGCCAGAUCUACGCAGAGCAGGAAUCCAGACCAUAAAAAAAGCCCAUUUACUACCUUUUAUUGAAUAUGCCCGUCUGGGUCUGGCUCGGGUCGGCCUUCCUCCCAACCUGCCCCUGGACCUGGAGCGAGUGGAGGCCAUGUUGAGGCAUCAGAACAGGGUGGUGGUGUACUUCAGCCUGGCCCUGCUGCUGGCUCCUGUGGUGGAGACGUUGGUGCUGCUGGACAGGAUGAUUUACCUGCAGGAAAAUGGUGUGGACUGUCACUUAGUUCCUCUCUUCAACCCAAACUUCUCUCCAAGAAACUUUGUGCUGGUAGCUCUGAAGCCUUCUGGACAAUAAGGACAAAAAGGGAAUAUAAACAUUUUUCACGCUUGGUUUUUAGUAAUAUUGAAUCAUGGAUGUAUAGGAAUGUUUCUGUAUGCUGGCCUUUGGACAUUAACGUUCCUACAGACACGUAUUAUAACCUGACAAUCAUGUUUGUCUUUUAUUUUUACUGCAUGGUUUAGUGUCUGGUUAAAAAAACCUGAGUUUUGUGGAUUUUAUCUUUUUCUUGUUUUAAUUUAUAAUGACACAUUUUAAUAGAGCUGUACGGGUCAGUUUUGUUCUUUGAUGCACUGUUUCUUUAUUUUAUCUUUUCUUAAAUGAAAGAAGUUGUUGCAGCAGAGUAUUCUUUUGUUGUGUCUUCAGUACAGUCUUUUAUCUUCACAUGAUGUUUUUCAUAAAAAGCAGGUAAAAUAAGUAUUGAACAUGUCACUAUUUUUCUCAAUAAAUAUAUUUGUAAACGUGCUAUUGACAUGAAAUUUUCACCAGAUGUCAGUAACAAUUAAGGCAAUCCACAAAUGCAAAGAACUCAAACCUUAGAUUCCCAUAAAUUAAGUUAUUAUGUGUAAUAAAUGGGAUGACACGGGGGAAAAGUAUUGAACACUUGAAGAAAGGGAAGUGCAAAAAUGCACAGAAAGCCAAGACACCAGCUGAAAUCUAUCAGUACUUAGAAAGCAGCCCUGCCCCUCAGU